Messenger RNA from Alnus glutinosa, 1839 nucleotides. RefSeq names its product protein NRT1/ PTR FAMILY 2.13-like. NCBI's taxonomy places the organism in Eukaryota, Viridiplantae, Streptophyta, Magnoliopsida, Fagales, Betulaceae. The transcript has 4 exons. Gene Ontology annotation, biological process: transmembrane transport. The record is from RefSeq and is a predicted model, not a curated record. Gene Ontology annotation, cellular component: plasma membrane. Gene Ontology annotation, molecular function: transmembrane transporter activity. Bases 1 to 1839 code for a protein of 612 amino acids.
AUGGCGGUAGGGAACGAGAGGAAAUGGGGAAGCUCCUUCUGGUCGUGCUGCUGUGGAAGACGCAGUCCACGCGUUCGUUCAUAUUGGUCAUCGUCCUCGGAGCCGGCGCGAUCUUCACUAGAACAGAAGUUAGUGGAAGAAGACGGAGUACUCCAUUUGUCGGAGCUAAGCGCAAUCCAAACAAAGCCCGGAUGGAAGGCCAUGCCCUACAUUUUAGGAAACGAGACGAUGGAGAGGUUGGCAACGUAUGGGCUGACGGCAAACUUCAUGGUGUAUCUGAUGAGGGAGUUUCAGAUGGAUCAGGUGGUCGCUGCAAACAUUCUCAACAUUUGGAGCGCCGCCUCCAAUUUUGCGACCAUAAUUGGUGCCUUUGUUGCUGAUAAUUAUCUUGGCAAAUUUCGGACCAUUGCUUUGGGAUCCUUCGCAUCUCUCGCGGGUAUGGUGAUAAUAACAUUAAUAGCCUGGCUGCCGCAACUGCGCCCUCCGCCAUGCAUAACUUCACAGCAGCAACAACCGGGCCUCUGUAUUGGCUACACCAAAGCCCAACUGGGAGCCUUACUUGUGGGCCUAAGCGGGUUAGCCAUUGGCACCGGCGGAAUCAGGCCGUGCAGCAUUCCCUUUGGCAUUGAUCAAUUUGAUGUAACCACUGUUGAAGGAAGAAAAGGAACCAACAGCUUCUACAACUGGUAUUACACCACACAAACUGUCAUCUUGUUGGUCAACCAAACCCUGGUGGUCUAUAUCCAAGACUCCGUCAGCUGGUCCCUGGGGUUCGGGAUCCCGACAGUGCUGAUGUUAUGCGCAAUUAUCUUACUAUUUGCGGGAACUAAGAUUUACGUGCACGUUAAACCAGAGGGAACCACGUUUUCCGGCAUUAUGCAGGUGUUUAUAGCAGCUUACAAGAAGCGCCGAUUUAGGCUUCCGGCUAAUGGAGAGGUAGUUGGAAUUUUCUACGAUCCUCCACCGGAGGAAAGUGUAGCUUCAAAGCUCCCCCUCACCGAAGAGUUAAGGUUCUUGAACAAAGCAGCUUUGAUAGAGGACAAGGAAGUGAAACCGGAUGGUUCUUGUACAAUUCCAUGGAAACUUUGCAGCAUCCAAAAGGUUGAAGAGGUAAAAUGCCCAGUAAAAAUUGUCCCAAUAUGGACAUCGUGUGUCAUCAGCUUCAUCUCCAUGUCACAACAAGGAACAUUCAUCGUAUCACAAGCCUUGAAAAUGGACCGGAACCUAGGACCCAACUUUCAAAUCCCUGCCGGUUCACUGAGUAUCAUAUCACUUGUCACGAUUGGCCUAUGGCUUCCAUUGUAUGACCGCAUUCUACAACCGGCAAUUGCAAAAUACUCUGAACGUGAAGAGGGGAUGACAACUCUCCAAAGAAUAGGGUUUGGGAAUGUUUUCUCAAUUCUAACAAUGGUGGUCGCCGGAGUGGUUGAGCAGCGGAGAAGGGUUUUGGCAACGUCGUAUGCUGGGCCGGAUGGGGUCGCACCCAUGUCUGUCAUGUGGUUAGCGCCGCAGGAGAUCCUAAUGGGCCUUUGUCAGGUAUUCAACACAGUUGCACUGAUUGAAUUUUAUAACAAGCAAUUUCCUGAAAACAUGAGGAGCAUAGGCACGUCACUAUUCUAUCUCACAUCUGCCGGGGCAAGCUAUCUGAAUAGCUUGGUGGUGAAUAUCGUGCAUAAUGUAACCGGCAAGGAUGGCCGGCCCGACUGGCUGACCAACGAUAUUAAUGUUGGCAGAUUGGAUUAUUUCUACUUCCUCAUAGCCGGAUUGGCGGCGGUGAAUUUGGUCUACUUUUUGUUCUGUGCUCAUCAAUAUCGUUACAAACUUACAAGGCCAGUGUAA